AUGAUUAAGAAAGUGGUCGAAACAGCUCAAUACUUGUGGCGUAGGCGUCGCAUGCCCUCCCAAGUGCGUGCCAAAGACACGCGUCUCGCAUUUUCCGACAUUAUUGGCGAUGAAAGUCAAAAAGGUCAGUGGCUCCGAACGGGUCCAAUCCUCGAGCUUAUGGAUGUUUUAGCUGGCACGAUCUCAUCGCGAGUAUCUUUGGGUCCCACUGCUACGAUCUCAUUUGACCGAGUGGAUUUGGUCAAGCCCGUUUUUCAUGGAGAUUUAGUUCGGGUUGAAGGCGAAAUUAUUAGUCUUGGAAAUUCCAGUAUAGCAGUGCAAGUGAGUGGCUAUCGCCACGACAUUUUAAGUGGCGCAUUCCAGCACACACAUGGUGCUUUGAUCACAAUGGUAGCGAUCAAUCGGUUCGGUCGUCCGAGAAAAGGACUACCACAACUUUUUGAUGCUGACCAAGCAGCUUUUUGUCAAGAAAUGCAACAAAUUACACGCCAGCGCAAGGAACUGGCUACGAGGUGGAGAAAGGAACAAGAGGCAGUGGAUCAACUCCAGUUUAUUCGGAAAAGUGAUGUGCUGCCAGGAAAGCCCAAGGAGGAAUACGUUGCUGUGAGCGAGACGGAGAUUGAAGUCCGCAACUGGUUCUUGCCUCGCAAUUUGAAUAUCAAUGAGACGGUUUUCGGUGGUGAUCUGCUCACUUGGAUGGAUCGAGCGGCCUUGUACUGUGCACGAAACUUUACAAAGUCGGGAAAAAUGGUGACUAUUGCAAUGAAUCGCGUACUUUUCAAGCUUCCCAUCUCGGUCGCGGAUGUCGUCACGGCGCGCGCUCGAGUUGUCAACGUUCGUCGCUAUCGUCUAGAAGUCGAAGUCGAAGUGUUUAUCAACUCCGUGAUCGACAGUGGCGAGCGCAAAUCUCAUAACGGCUACUUUACAGUGCUGAAUCUAGACGAAAAGGAUGCAUUGAGGUCGAUCGAAAAGGGUUUGAAGAUUGAUCAAGACAAUCAGCGCGAGAUGCGAAUGCUGCUAAAGGCCCAGAAGCGUCUGGAGUUUGCUGAAGAAGACAAUCAUCUGCAUUCUUUGAAGCAAUUGGAGCCCCGUCUGUAA
Messenger RNA from Peronospora matthiolae, 1098 nucleotides. NCBI's taxonomy places the organism in Eukaryota, Oomycota, Peronosporomycetes, Peronosporales, Peronosporaceae. The record is from the annotation of a GenBank genome assembly.